Molecule: messenger RNA, 276 nt
Organism: Epithele typhae
Lineage: Eukaryota; Fungi; Basidiomycota; Agaricomycetes; Polyporales; Epitheliaceae
Exons: 2
Coding region: 1-276 (91 amino acids)
Source: RefSeq, a predicted model, not a curated record
AUGAACGAGUGCUGGCUCUGCAUCACCUGUUACUACGAGUUCGUCUGCGACGUCUUCCGGCCACAAAAGCGGCGAGUACACGUCUCUCGCACGCGCUCGGCGCCGCCCGCGCUGACCCUUUCGCGCCCAGACGCUUUCUUGUGCGUGAUGUGCGUGGCGCACGGCGCCCGAGUGACCACCGAACAGCACGUUUACACGCAUUCGAUGGCCAAGUUCACGCCCGGCCACGAUCCCAGCGCGCCGGACGACGGUGGGGGCGAGGAGAACGGGGCGUAG